UUAGUUAAGUUGGGGAAAAUGAUAAAAGAGAAUGGCAGAGGCAGAUUGUUUCAAUAAGUAAGAAGGGUGGUCAAAAAGUGGAGCGAAGAAAGUCUACGACGUUGAAUCCUGGGUGAUAGUGAUAAUCCUUCUUCCAUCCAUUUCCUCGGCGAUUUCCUCUCUCUUUCUCUUGUAAAUAUGUAUAUAUAAAUUUUCUGUAUUUGAAAAUUCUUCUUUACAAACAAGAUUAAAACUUACAUAGCAAGGGCGCGUUACCUUCGGUCACCCACUUUCUCUUUUCUCGAUAAACCGCGUUCUUUUUUUGUUUUGUUUUGGGCUUUUAACAGAUCCUAAAAUGAGUAUAACUUCUGUACUUGGAAAGGAGCUUUUUCUCAAGGGUUUUAUAUUUUGAGGUAAGAGAGAGAGAGAGUUGAACAGAGAAAAAGAAGAAAGAAAGCCAAGAUUAUGGCAGAGUCUAGGCGCUAUGUCCUUACUAAUCAACUCGAUAUUGAUCAAAUACUCCUGGAAGCGCAGCACAGGUGGUUAAGACCAGCUGAAAUAUGUGAAAUUCUUAGAAAUUAUAAGAAAUUCCACAUUUCUUCCGAACCAGCACAUAUGCCACCAAGUGGUUCACUUUUUCUUUUUGAUCGAAAGGUACUGAGAUACUUUAGAAAGGAUGGACAUAACUGGAGGAAGAAAAAGGAUGGGAAGACAGUGAAGGAAGCUCAUGAGAGACUCAAGGCAGGAAGCAUUGAUGUUCUGCAUUGCUACUAUGCUCAUGGAGAAGAAAAUGAAAAUUUUCAAAGACGCAGUUAUUGGAUGCUUGAAGAGGAUCUCUCGCACAUUGUUCUUGUCCACUAUCGAGAUGUAAAGGGAAAUAGGACAAAUUUUAACCGUCUCAAAGAGACUGAAGGAGGUAUUCCAUAUUCCCAAGAAGCUGUAGGAAUUGUACCCAAUUCUGAGGUGGAAAGUUCUCUGUCUUCCAAUUUUCUUCCCAAUAAUAGUCAGAUUCCUUCACAAACUAUGGAUACAGCAAGCAUGAACAGUGUGCAUGUGCAGGCAUCAGAAUAUGAAGAUGCUGAAUCAGUGUCUAAUCAUCAAGCAAGUUCACAGUUCCAUUCUUUUCUUGAUUCACAUCAGCCUGUUGCAGGGAGGGCUGAUACCAGAUUCUAUGAUCCAUAUGUUCAUGUAUCACAUUCAAAUAAUUGUUAUGGGAAGCCAUCUAUAACUGCUUUUCAACUUACUCAAACUGACAAGGAUAGAGAGUAUAAUGUUGCUGGAAUAACGUAUGAGCCCCAGAAGAACCUUGAUUUCACAUCAUGGGAGGAUGUGUUGGAAAACUGUGAUCGUGGGGUUGAAUCUGCACAGUAUCAGCCACCAUUUACCUUGAAACAAAAUGAUACUGUGGGGCUGCUAUUUGACAACAGCUUUCUUAAAAAGCAGGCGUUUGAGGAUCAAUCACAUGCUCAAGAAGAGUGGCAGGGUUAUGAGGGUGAUUCUUCUCAUAUAGUGAAGUGGUCAUUGGACCAGAAGUUGCAUCCAGACCUGAGAUAUGAUCUUACUUCAAAAUUUGAUGAAGAAGUUAAUCACAAUCUGCAUCCAGAAAAGCAACAUGAUCAUUAUCUACUAAAUAACCAGCUGACAGACCCCUCAAAAGGGGACCAUGAAUAUGUUCCUAAACCAGAUUCAGAGAACUAUUUGACACUGGAGGGGAAAUCUGUUUACUCUUCUGCUAUGAGACCACAUCUGUUUGAUGGUUCUUUAGCAGAAGGUCUGAAGAAGCUUGAUAGUUUCAACCGCUGGAUGAGUAAAGAACUUGGAGAUGUAGAUGAAUCGCAUACGCAUUCCAGUUCUGGGGCCUAUUGGGAUGAGGUGGAAGGUCAAAAUGGGAUUGAUGUUUCCUCUAUUCCCUCUCAAGAGCAGUUAGAUACCUUUAUGCUGGGUCCUUCUCUCUCGCAUGAUCAGCUUUUCAGUAUUAUUGAUUUUUCACCGAAUUGGGCAUAUGUAGGCUCUGAAAUCAAGGUCCUCAUUACAGGAAGGUUCUUGAAAAGUCAAGGCCAUGCCGAAAAUUGCAAGUGGUCUUGCAUGUUUGGGGAAGUAGAAGUUCCAGCAGAGGUCAUAGCAGAUGGUGUUCUUCGUUGCCACACUCCAAAACAUGAGGCUGGCAGGGUUCCCUUCUAUGUCACAUGCUCCAACAGAUUAGCUUGUAGUGAAGUCCGAGAGUUCGAAUACCGAGUCAGUCAUAUCCUAGAUAUAGAUACUGUUGAUAAUCCUAGCAGUAAUGCCAUUAAAAUUCUUGAUAUGCGAUUUGGUAGAUUAUUGUGCCUUGGCUCCAGUUCCCCCGCUUCUAACACCAAUAGCAUCGCUGAUAUAUCCCAGCUGAGCAGUAAAAUUAAUUCAUUGCUGAAAGAGGAUGUUGAGGAAUGGGACCAAAUGUUGGCACAUAACUUGGAGGAAGACUUUUUCCUAGAAAAACUAAAGGAGCAGCUGCUCAAAAAGCUAUUGAAAGAGAAGUUGCGUGUAUGGCUCUUGCAGAAGAUAGUGGAAGGUGGAAAAGGCCCUAGCAUAUUGGACAAGGGUGGCCAAGGUGUUAUACAUUUUGCUUCUGCUCUUGGAUAUGAUUGGGCCUUAGAACCAACGAUAGUUGCUGGUGUUAGUGUUAACUUCCGGGAUGUGAAUGGUUGGAAUGCACUUCAUUGGGCGGCAUCUUCUGGCAGAGAACGCACAGUUGCUUCCCUUAUUUCAUUGGGUGCAGCUCCCGGAGCAUUAACAGAUCCAACACCAGAAUAUCCUUUAGGCAGAACGCCUGCUGAUCUGGCCUCAGCCAACGGACAUAAAGGAAUUUCUGGUUAUCUUGCAGAAUGUGAUUUGAGUUCCCAUCUUCUAUCCCUCAAUUUGGAUAAGCAAGGCAGUGCCAGUACCACAGAUUCUAGACCAGAUGUCAUACAGAAAAUUUUGGAACUAAAGACAGCUCCACUCAACUAUGGGGAUGCUUCUGAUGGCCCAUCACUAAAGGACUCAUUAGCUGCUGUUCGUAAUGCCACACAAGCUGCUGCUCGCAUCCAUCAAGUCUUCAGGGUACAGUCUUUCCAAAACAGGCAGUUAAAAGAGUAUGGUAAUGAUAAAUAUGGAAUGUCAGAUGAGCGUGCACUUUCACUUUUAGCAGUCAAGUCAAACAAGCCCGGACAACAUGAUGAGCGCGUGCAUGCUGCUGCCAUUCGCAUACAAAAUAAGUUUCGUGGUUGGAAGGGCAGAAAAGAGUUUCUGAUAAUCCGCCAACGCAUUGUCAAGAUUCAGGCUCAUGUAAGAGGCCACCAGGUAAGGAAAAACUAUCGGAAGAUCGUCUGGUCAGUAGGAAUUGUGGAGAAGGUGAUCUUACGUUGGAGACGGAAAGGAAGUGGUUUACGUGGAUUCAAACCUGAAACACUCACCAAGGGUCCUAGCGUAUCUGUGCCCUCAAAGGAGGAUGACUAUGAUUUCUUGAAAAAAGGCAGGAAGCAAACUGAAGAAAGGUUGCAGAAGGCACUUGCCAGAGUUAAGUCCAUGGCCCUGAAUCCUGCAGGCCGAGAUCAAUAUAGUAGGAUUAAAAAUGUUGUCACCGAGAUCCAAGAGAAGGUCUUGUACGAUAAGGUUCUCAACUUUGCAGGAGAAACGACAGAUUUGGACAAAGACUUGAUUGAUCUCGAAAAACUAUUAGAUGAGGACACUUUCAUGCAGACGGCACCUUGAGCGAACCAUAUCUUGUGCUGUAAUUCAAUUACAAAUCAUGUUCGAUUUAAUAGCUGGUAUAUGUACUUAUUGGUAAGUGUUGCUAGAAUUAAUUUGUAAAUGUUGGAAGUAGCGAUUCAUAGAGUGACCCAUUACUGAUCAGGUGAGAUGAGAUAACAGCUCCAUAGAUUUUGGUAAUAAAGAUGGGUCAUGCUACUUCCUACUUUGUUGUAGCUUAUUACUUCAUUUGCUUAUAAAUGUUGCCCUUUGCCCAA
Messenger RNA from Gossypium raimondii (Peruvian cotton), 3962 nucleotides. RefSeq names its product calmodulin-binding transcription activator 3. The transcript is spliced from 13 exons. Gene Ontology annotation, cellular component: nucleus. Gene Ontology annotation, molecular function: double-stranded DNA binding; transcription coregulator activity; protein binding. The record is from RefSeq and is a predicted model, not a curated record. Lineage: Eukaryota; Viridiplantae; Streptophyta; Magnoliopsida; Malvales; Malvaceae. Gene Ontology annotation, biological process: regulation of transcription by RNA polymerase II. The coding region runs from base 445 to 3708 and encodes 1087 amino acids.